Messenger RNA from Acanthocheilonema viteae, 1053 nucleotides. The record is from the annotation of a GenBank genome assembly. Lineage: Eukaryota; Metazoa; Nematoda; Chromadorea; Rhabditida; Onchocercidae.
AUGUUCUUAGCUCUACGUUUUCCACUGAUAGCACGACAAUGCUACGUCGACGUCAACGCAUGGAACAAAACGUUAGUGCAUGACGUAUUGCAUGCAUCACUUAUUUACAGAAUGUCUGGGAUGGAUGGAGGAAUGAAGAAGAGACAAAGAGGUGAUAAGAAAGAAGCAUCCAAAAAUGCUAACAAUAAUAAGAGAGAUAUGAGCGAUGAAGGUGAAAAGAUGAAAAAUGAGGAUCGUACAAUGGAGAAAAAGAAGAGGAAAGUUGAAAAGAGUAACGGAGAAAUCAAAAUUAUCACUUGGAAUGUUGCUGGUGUUAGAGCAUGGAUUAAGAAGGGUGGGCAUUCAAUUUUGGCUGAGGAGAAACCGGAUAUUGUUGCUCUGCAAGAAACGAAAUGUGUAGAAGUUCCAAAUGAAUUGAAAAAUGGCUAUCAGAGUUUUUUAAAUACUUCUGAAAAAUCAGGACAUGGUGGUGUAUUGUUACUUACGAAGGAGAAACCGAUAAAGGUGGCAUAUACUUUUAAUGACAAGUCUAAGUCUGAUUUGGAUGGGAAUGAUAAGGGACGGAUUAUUAUCGCUGAAUAUGAAAAUUAUUACCUCAUUAAUGCUUAUGUUCCAAACAGUGGACGUGGUUUGGUGAAUCUCGAUAAGCGAAAAGUUUGGGAUGACUGCUAUUUCAGUUUUAUUAAAAAACUUGAUUUAAAUAAACCUAUUGUAUAUGUUGGCGACCUAAACGUUGCGCAUCAGGAAAUUGACUUAGCGAAUCCGAAAAGCAAUCGUAACAAGACAGCUGGCUUCACAGAUCAGGAACGGAAUGAUUUUACUCGAUUACUUGAUGCAGGAUUCGUGGAUGUUUAUCGCAGACUGAAUCCGGAAAAAGAAGGUGCUUAUACUUUUUGGUCAAAUAUGCACAAUGCAAGGGAGAAGAAUGUGGGUUGGAGACUCGAUUAUUUUGUGAUUAGUGAACGAAUUAUGAACAAAGUAAAGGAGUGCAAUAUUUUACAUUCAGUCAAAGGAAGCGAUCACUGUCCAGUGAGUCUUACAAUUGAGCUGUAA